Cololabis saira (Pacific saury) is the source of this 2208-nucleotide messenger RNA. RefSeq names its product BLOC-1-related complex subunit 5-like. NCBI's taxonomy places the organism in Eukaryota, Metazoa, Chordata, Actinopteri, Beloniformes, Belonidae. Gene Ontology annotation, biological process: lysosome localization; positive regulation of anterograde synaptic vesicle transport; organelle transport along microtubule. The record is from RefSeq and is a predicted model, not a curated record. Gene Ontology annotation, cellular component: synaptic vesicle membrane; cytoplasmic side of lysosomal membrane; BORC complex. Bases 303 to 896 code for a protein of 197 amino acids. The transcript has 6 exons.
GCUGACGCAGGUCAAUAUUUACGGAAGUGAAGCUGCAUUUGAAUAGAAGUGGAUUUAAUUCGUAUUGAGAUGUUUAACAUUGAUUCAUCUUGAUUUAUAUCCCUAGUUGAUCGGAUAUAAGACCAUUUCCUAACUAUUCAGGAGCACAGAAGCGUCUCGGGAGGAAGAUUUAGAGCAAAUCCGAGCCGCUCGGAACCAAGGAGGCAAGGGCCAGGAGGUGGACUCGGUCCCGGGGUUCCUGGUCCUGGUCGGUCCUGGUCCUGGUCCUGGUCCUGGUCCUGGUCCUGGUCCUGGUCGGCACCAUGGGGGCCGAGCAGAGCGGAGACGCGGAGCACAAGCAGCCGGACUACAGCGCCGCAGUGGUGCCGUCCCCAGCGAAGCAGAAGGCCAAGAUGGACGACAUCGUGGUUGUGGCUCCGGGGACCCAGUCGAUGCGGAACAUCCACAACGACCCCGACGUCAUCAAGCUGCAGGAGAUCCCCACCUUCCAGCCGCUUCUGAAAGGGGUCCUGAGUGGGCAGACGUCCCCCAGCAGCGUGAGUCUGGAGCGGCUGGACGCGGCUCAGGUGCUGCAGCUCUGCAUCCGCUACCAGGAGCAUCUGCAUCAGUGCGCCGAGGCCGUGGCCUUCGACCAGAACGCCCUCGUCAAGAGGGUCAAGGAGAUGGACCUGUCGGUGGAAACCUUGUUCAGCAUCAUGCAGGAGCGCCAGAAACGCUACGCCAAGUACGCCGAGCAGAUCCAGAAGGUCAACGAGAUGUCCAUGAUCCUGCGCCGCAUCCAGAUGGGCGUGGACCAGACGGUGCCGCUGAUGGAGCGGCUCAACAACAUGCUGCCGGAGACCGAGCGCCUGGAGCCCUUCAGCAUGAGGCUGGACGGGGAACCGGCCCCCCAGUAGAGCCGGGGGCCCUGGGGGCUCUGCUGGAGGCCCGGGCUCGGCUGGAGCACCUGCAGGAUUUGCUGAACGCCUGGCAGAACCAGCUCUGAAACCGGACGAAGCCGAGCAGACGUUAACCUGCUACCUGCAGGUUAACAGACUCUGGAAACGUCUGAGCCGCUCUGGGACUUUCACGCCUCCUAAAUCCAGCUCAUGGCACAGAUUUAGGGUAUAAACAUGACUCUGACGCAGACAGACUGAAUGCAAACCGGUGGACUUGUGAUUUAUCUGGCAGCGUUCGGGUCCAGCGUUGUGUUGCAUGCAAAAGAUUUCUGACGCUUCACGCUUUUAGCAGAUUGAUGCAGAAAUGCGUUAAAUUAGAGCAUUAAAUCCUAUAAAUGUCUUUCACGUCAUAAAAUCCACCAAACAGUCGCGGGAGGAGAAGAAGAAGAAGAAGAACUUAAACGGUGGAAUUUCUGGUGUAAAAAACUGUAAAUAAAUGAAAGAAAACAUCCCUGAUGUUUGUCCCUUGUGCUUCCAUGUUCUCCCCGACGGCUGCAGGCUCAUUUCUUAGGUUUAAAACUGAAAAUGAACAUCCCUGAUGUUUAUUAUGUUAUGAUAUUUAUAUAUAUAUAUAUAUAUAUAUAUAUAUAUAUAUAUUUAUUUACACGUCCUACCCUCUGCUGAAUUAUUUUGAUCCUCGGUGGGGACAAAAUGUAUCCCCCCCACCCAAAGUAUUUUCACCAUUACAUCGUAAUUAUUAACAAGUAAUAACAAACCAAAAUACACAGAGUCCGUGUUCAUUCUGCUUGUGCUUUGAUUUUCAUACCGGGAUCGAGUCGCGCCCACAGAAAGCAGUUUUAUUUUGAAAACAAAUCGGAUUUUCUUGCAUUCCAAAAGUCCGACUUCGGGCCCGCCAAAAUAAAAGAUACAGUCAGUCAAAUGAAUGAAAAAAUGAAAAGAAUCCAGAGCAGCAUAUUCUCAUAUUUUACAGGAUCACAACCAAAAAUCCAGAGAAAAAAUGUGACAGAAGAUGAAACAAGAUGUGACAUUGCUGAAUCCAGCUCCCAUGUUUUCUGUUAAACUGAUAUCGAGAAAGAAUUAAAAAAAUAUUAAUUUUGUUUAUUUAUUUUUAUUUGGCACAUUUAAAAACAAUAUUAGGAGAAAAUAUUUCUGCAAAUGCAGUGGUUCAGUUUAUGUUCAAAAUAGGCCUACCGCCUACAUUAUGUAGCUUAAGUGUAAGUUUACACAAGAAACAAGUUUUCAUAUAGCCUAUACUGCUGGACCGCUGUUGUGUCGUAAUUUUUCUGAAUAAAAAUAUUUCACAAAAUGA